Syngnathus typhle (broad-nosed pipefish) is the source of this 806-nucleotide messenger RNA. RefSeq names its product ribosomal protein L10 (gene rpl10). NCBI's taxonomy places the organism in Eukaryota, Metazoa, Chordata, Actinopteri, Syngnathiformes, Syngnathidae. The transcript has 6 exons. Gene Ontology annotation, biological process: translation; ribosomal large subunit assembly. Gene Ontology annotation, molecular function: structural constituent of ribosome. Bases 107 to 754 code for a protein of 215 amino acids. The record is from RefSeq and is a predicted model, not a curated record. Gene Ontology annotation, cellular component: ribosome; cytosolic large ribosomal subunit.
UCUUUGACUCAUGAGCAUAUUGGAUACAAAUCGGUACUUUUCAUAGCACAGCAACAAUAAUCAAGCGUAUAACACUUAAUCGUUUGGUAUUUUUCAGAUUGCAACCAUGGGCCGCCGACCAGCUCGGUGCUAUAGGUACUGUAAAAACAAACCCUACCCAAAGUCACGCUUCUGUAGGGGUGUGCCUGAUCCCAAGAUCAGGAUCUUUGACUUGGGCAGGAAGAAGGCCAAGGUGGAUGAGUUCCCCCUGUGCGGCCAUAUGGUCUCCGAUGAGUACGAGCAGCUGUCCUCAGAAGCUCUGGAGGCUGCCCGUAUCUGUGCUAACAAGUACAUGGUGAAGACCUGCGGUAAAGAUGGAUUCCACAUCCGCAUGCGUCUGCAUCCUUUCCACGUCAUCCGCAUCAACAAAAUGUUGUCCUGUGCCGGAGCUGAUAGGCUCCAGACAGGAAUGCGUGGUGCUUUUGGUAAGCCCCAGGGUACUGUGGCCCGUGUGCACAUCGGUCAGGUGAUCAUGUCUGUGCGCACCAAGGCCCAGAACAAGGAGCAUGUGGUUGAAGCCCUGCGCAGAGCCAAGUUCAAGUUCCCUGGCCGCCAGAAGAUCCAUAUCUCCAAGAAGUAUGGCUUCACCAAGUUUAAUGCCUGCGACUUUGACGACAUGAUGGCUGAGAAGCGUGUUAUUCCUGAUGGCUGUGGGGUGAAGUACAUCCCCAGUAAAGGACCUCUGUCCGGCUGGAAGGCCCUCUAUACCAAUUAGAGUGUCUGUAGCCUCUCAUUGACUACAACCAAUAAAAAUGGCUUUCAAUAUA